GGGUGAACCUAAAACAUGUGUUAUCUUUAUAAACAAGAACGGUCACAUUCUUAAACACCUUACUACUAGGGAGUCUUAAUAAGUCAGUCAACUAAGUUACAACGGGUGUCAGUGGCCUCCAUUUCAGAUGAUUUUGUAUUCGACUAGAACACAGGGUGUCACAGUUUGUAUGUUUUGGUUAGAUCUGAACGUUAGUGAUGGACAGUUACAGCGAUUUCAGUUUGACAAGCCAUUCUGAAGACUAGUGAGAAGCUACAGUCAUGAAGAGGAGCACUGCACUGUUGCGUCUCCUGUCAGUCUCAGGACUGUGUUACCUGACUCUCAGUAUCUCCCCUCCUCAGUAUCACUAUAUUAGCCUUCAAAUGAAUUAUAGCCAAGCCCAGACUUACUGUAGAGACAUGUACACUGACUUGGCAACCAUCUACAACUCAGGGGAUCUGGAUAGACUUGUACAAUUGGUACCGAAUGGUACAGCCAGUGUCUGGAUAGGACUGGAGUUUGGAGAUGAAUUUGAGUGGCACUGGUCAUUACCAGAUCAGAGAAAGAUUGCGUUUUUCAACUGGAGGGCAGCAGAGCCGAAACAAAACAAUACUCAAGACAGCUGUGCUGCAAUGGAUCCAAACGGACAGUGGUUUGAGGAUAAUUGCCAAAUCAAAAGAGGUUUUGUUUGCUUUGAUGGGAAAAACGCUAGUAACAGUCACAUCUUCAUUGAUGACAGCAAGACUUGGAGAGAGGCUCAAGACCACUGCCGGGGUACGUACACAGACCUGGCCAGCAUACGGUCCAGAGAGGAAAACCAUCACGUCCAGAACAUGUCACUGUCCCAGAGCAUGUGGAUUGGUCUCUUCAAAGACCCAUGGAAGUGGUCAGAUGGGAGCAACUCCUCAUACCGCUUCUGGAAGACCAAUCAGACUAACAACUUCAGAGGGGACCAGAACUGUACUUCUCUUAUACUCAACGAUAACAAGUGGAAUGUCCAGUGGUGCAACAUCAGUUGGGGGUUUGUCUGCCAUGGUGAAAUGAAGCGACCAACUACCCAGAUGCCACCUACAACUCCUCCCACAGCUACUGUGCCACAAACAACUCCUCCCACAGCUACUGUGCUUGCCACUGCUGAACAGUCAACUACAGAUGAAGUAACACCUAAGCUAACAACUACCCAUUUUGUGCAGAUCCAACAUAUUCUUUUAGAUCUUUUACCAACCUCUGACCAAGCAACUACUGUAGGCUUACCUGUUCAAAACACUCCAUCUACACCAGUACCAACUACUGUAGGCUUACCUGUUCAAAACACUCCAUCUACACCAGUACCAAUUACUCAAUAUCGCUAUGCCUGUACCAGCUUCAUUGAUUUCCUCAGAACAUGCUUCAACUGA
Messenger RNA from Oncorhynchus gorbuscha (pink salmon), 1376 nucleotides. RefSeq names its product macrophage mannose receptor 1-like. The coding region runs from base 261 to 1376 and encodes 371 amino acids. NCBI's taxonomy places the organism in Eukaryota, Metazoa, Chordata, Actinopteri, Salmoniformes, Salmonidae. The record is from RefSeq and is a predicted model, not a curated record. The transcript is spliced from 5 exons.